CUCCUGUUCAAAAACGGAAUAGAAGGCAAUUUUUUAACUUUCUUCUAUAUUAUUACCCAAAACAAAUAGACAUACAUUCAUUUUUCUGGAGUUCACACAUUUUUUGAUAUACUUUUUUUAUUGUGUUGUCACGUAAAUAAAAUAGAUCAACCAAUGAAAUAAACAAUAAAGAGAGAGAACAUUUUCUUUCUUUAGAAGUAACUAAAGAUUAUAGCUUUAAGAUAUUUUUUAUUAUAGUACAUACCUGAGAGUCAUUUUAAACAUAUAGUAAAAAAUGUACAGAGACACAGACGUAAGGAGGAUGAGGAACGUAUCUGGGCUUCAUUUGUCAAAGAACAGGAGUUAAAUAAUUUGAGGUUUGACAAAAAAGAUGUUGACUAUUCUAUAGAAAAUAUAAAAGAUCUGUUGCAAGAAAAUAUACAAAAUGUAGAUAGAGAACUGAAAAGACUAGAAGAAGAUGCUCUUCCUGAACGAAGCAAAGGAAUUCAAAACCCUAAAUCUAAUGUUAAAAAUGAAAUGAUUUAUUCAAAAGUAAACAAUAUAAGAAAUAAUUCUUCAAAAGAAAAAAUAUUAACAAAGAAUAAAGAUACAUGUAAAACUAAUGUUUUAAUUCCAACUUCACAAGGCAAUAAUAUUUGCAUAUCUAAGGAAUUUGAAGGACAGAAAACAGUUUUUAGAUCUAAAGCUAAAAAAUCUUUGUCAGAUUCUACUAUCACAGAAAAAAAAUGUUAUACAAACCAACUUCUUCGUGCAACAAAUCAUUUUGAAAAUAAUUCUGAAACAGAUUCAAGUAAUAACAAAGAUGAUAUUGUUUAUGUACAACCAGAUCCACUUACUAUACAAAAACUUUUAUCAAUGCAAAAGAAAAUUGCUGAAUUGUUAGAUGAAAUUUUAUUUAGAUUAUGCAGAAUUCCUUUACCAGAUGGUGAAAAUGAUUUAAAAAGAAGACAACAACAAACAUUAGAAUUUGCUAUAAGAUUUUCAAGAAAUUAUUUAUACAAUUUAAAUAGAUUUGUUACAAGCAUUCAAAGACAUAUCAAAGCUGUGUCUUCAAGAUCAGGAUUAAAACAAUAUCAUAAAAAUAUUGCAUUUCAUCAAGAUAUGAUUAAACAAAAAUUAGUUGCUGCACACCAAUUAUUAAUGCAAGCUUUAACUGCUUAUUGUAAACACAUUCCUAAUUCUAUUCUUGAUGGUCAUUCUACAAAAUUGCAAGAUGUAUUACAAAUUGUUUACAAUUUGAUAAAUAUUUGUGAUAAAAUUGAAAUCUCUUCUUAUUAUUUUUGUUCUGGAGAUACUACCAUUAUACCGCUGGGAAAAAAUCUUCAAGAUAAAUGCGAUGCUAUAUUAGCAAAAUUGAAGUUAAAUUUAGAAAGUAAAUAUGGAUAUGCAAAUUAUAAAAAUGCUCAAUCUUUUAUAACUACUGCAUCAAUAUCUUUACCUAAAGGACGUUUGAAUCGAAAAAAUUUAUCUAGUCGAUUAAGUAUGUACAAUAUGGACGUUAAAAUAUCUAAGUCUAACCAAAAAAGAAGAAAUUACAUAAGAAGAAAAAAUUAUACUUAUCAAAAAGAAAAUGGAAAUAAUACUAAGGAUAGUAAAAACUUAUAUACUCAAGAUUGCUCAUUACCAGAAAUGUUAUAUCCUAGUCCUAUAACUCAUACAACUUCUUCUAGGGAUGUUAUUCAUAUUGAUUCUAUGAAAAAUAUAAACAACUUAAAGGAAGAUGACAUUCAAACUAUGAUGGAAGGAAUAACGAUAGAUUCUGAAAAUGACAGCAAUAUAGAAAUUCAAACUAAAUGUAAAUCUACUACAAAUAGUGAACCACAAUCUGUUGCAAUACGAAAAAAAGGAGGAAAUAUUAAAGUAGAAAAUGUUACUGAUGAAAAUGAUCUAAUUAAAAAAGUAACCACAAUUCCUAAAGAACAUUUGGCUACUUUAGUUCCUGUAAUAAACGAUUUAAUAACUUUUGUAUCAAGAAUGCAAAACGAAUCUGAGAUGCAACCUGUUUCGGAAACAUCCGUGGAAACAUUAAGAGAAUUUUUACAAAAAUAUCAGUCUCCUAAAGAUUAUGAUACUAAAACAACUUUAACAAAAAACAAUUAUGAACAAUCAUAUUGUAAUUUGAAUGGCUUAUCUGAAAUUAAAAAACGUGAUGAAAAUGUACAAUUCAUUUGUAUAUCUUCUAUGGAAAAAGUUCCUAAAAUGACUCAAUGUGAUGCUUCAUGUCAAGUAGAUUAUGAAAUUGCAUUAAAAAUUAUUGACAAUGGAAAAAUUAUGGAUUCAAAUAUCAAAAAUACAAUACAGCUUGCUAUUUCAGAAGAAAUUGAGCUACAAUUUUUAACAUAUAGAUGUGAAUAUAAAAAAUUUUGUCAAUCAAAACCAAUGUAUUCCAGCAACACACAGAAUAAACCAUGGGAUAUUGUGGCAUGGAUAUCUGAUAAAUUGAUAGAGGAAUUAAUAAUUGAAAUAACAGAAGAGUUACAAAUGAAUAAUAUAAUUAAGAAACUGUUUGAAAUGGAAUUUCAAGAAUUGUAAUAACAAAGUUUGUGUAUAUGGAAUUAUUACAAAAAAUCAUACUUAUACAAAACAAAGAACUUUUCAAAUAUUUUUUAUUUAAAGUAUCACUUUUUAAAUAAAUUACUUUUCAUACCAAA
Molecule: messenger RNA, 2651 nt
Organism: Apis cerana (Asiatic honeybee)
Lineage: Eukaryota; Metazoa; Arthropoda; Insecta; Hymenoptera; Apidae
Source: RefSeq, a predicted model, not a curated record